This is a messenger RNA of Sodiomyces alkalinus F11, 1571 nucleotides long. RefSeq lists its product as hypothetical. Gene Ontology annotation, cellular component: cytosol. NCBI's taxonomy places the organism in Eukaryota, Fungi, Ascomycota, Sordariomycetes, Glomerellales, Plectosphaerellaceae. The transcript has 4 exons. The coding region runs from base 336 to 1316 and encodes 326 amino acids. Gene Ontology annotation, biological process: positive regulation of ATP-dependent activity; protein folding. Gene Ontology annotation, molecular function: protein-folding chaperone binding; ATPase activator activity. The record is from RefSeq and is a predicted model, not a curated record.
UGAGAAUGAGAUAACAAUAUCAACACUCGUCCACAGGUAGGCACACUCUCUGCUUCUUUAUAUUUCCCCACGAUCCUCCUCCACCCCACGUUCUACAUGAUGAUACAUCAGCUGGCACCAGUCAUAGAGUGACUUGUACUCCCUUCAUUGAUGACGAAGCUGCGGUCUACGACCACUACUGAUCCAGAACCCAAUUCUUUCCCCAAAGACCUAUAAUUCGUGCUCUUUCCGAAAAGGAACGUUCGUCGCUAACCUCAAUUGAGCCAAGUUAGAAGCCAACCAUCUCGCGCAGCUCCCGCGUCAGACUAGCGAUCAUAAACCACCCCGGGAAAAAAAUGGUUCUUCACAACCCCAAUAACUGGCACUGGGUGAAUAAGGACGCCUCGGCAUGGGCCAAGGACUACCUUGAUGCUGCCGUCCAAAAGCUUGAGGCGGAGGAUGGCGGCGUCAUGGCGAAGAUCAACAAGCUCGUGAGCAUGGACGGCGAUGUGGAUGUCAGUCAGAGGAAGGGUAAAGUUAUUACUAUCUACGACGUCAAGAUCGUCCUGGAGUAUACUGGUAGUGCUCCCGAUGCUCCCGAAGUCUCGGGAACCAUCACUGUCCCCGAGGUCGCCCACGACACCGAGGAGGAUGAGUACGUGUUUGACAUUGACAUCUACUCCGAGUCCAAGGAGAAGCAGCCAGUCAAGGACCUUGUCCGGUCCAAGAUCGUCCCGCAACUGAGGAAAGAGUUCCAGCAGCUCUCAGGAGCCCUCAUUGCAGAGCACGGCAAGGAUAUACAGCACGCUCCGGGCUCGAACCCGUCGAGUGGAUUCUCCACGCCUCGCACUCUCCCACAGCCGUCCAAGACGACUGGUGUCAGCUCCGGCUCGACAACCCAGAAGAACAGCGGUAGCAUCGUCAACACUGUCACUUUGAACGACUCGACCGAAUUCCGCACUUCGGCCGAUGAACUGUACCAGACUUUUACCGACCCGGGACGCAUCGCUGCCUUCACCAGGGCACCCCCGAAGGUCUUCGAGGGCGCAAAGCAGGGAGGCAAGUUCGAGCUCUUUGAUGGAAAUGUCGAGGGCGAGUACGUCGAGCUCAGCCCGCCCAAGACGAUCGUGCAGAGAUGGAGGUUGAAGCAGUGGCCUGCCGGUCACUUCUCCAAGCUGGCCAUCGAGUUCGACCAGAACGAUGUUGACCACGUUACCGUCAUGAGAGUGUCUUGGGAAGGCGUCCCCGUCGGCCAGGAGGACGUUACCAAGCGGAAUUGGGAGGAGUAUUAUAUCAAUAGCAUCAAGCGCACAUUCGGUUUCGGGACCAUCCUGUAAGUGACCUUGUCUCGAAGGGUUGGAUUGGUUACGAAUAUGACGCAAGUAGAAGAUACGUAGAUAUGUAUUGGGUUACCGGUGACACACGGCCGCGAGGUCUCGUCACAUGGACACCCAUGUUUAUGGUGGGUGCGAGGAAGAUUCAUUUGAGGCUGCCCAGGAUACCAGAAACACUGGUUCCACGGUUCGGUCUAGGGCGCCCGGUUGGGAAUGAGGCUCAUGAGAAACGUUAAAUGAAAAAUACGCUUGAUAAUA